AAGCGAUUUUGAGGGAAAGCUACAAAAAGCUGAUAUUUUUGGCAGCUUUCUCCCUUUUACCGAUCCAAAAAACGGAUCCAAACAGCCCUUAUCUACACAUAUGUAUGCGUGCUGACAUAUGCUAAUCCCUCGUAGAGCGCAUUCCCUGGGUGAAGUGGAUGAGAAGUUGAGGAGUUUGCUGGCAAUUUCGAUUUCGAAUCAUCAAUUUUUUUAAAACAAACACCAUAUAUUGGAAUCCUAAAAUACGAAAAAACUCAAUUUUUAAUCCCAAAACUUGUAAUCCAUACCAAAUGCCAAAAUUUUUGGUGAAACAAACACCCCCUAAUUAAACCUCUAGUUUUCAUCGUCAGCCAGGCACGUUUCGGCAAAACGAUUGAACUCACAGUUCUGGGUGAUAUCUUUGACAAUAAACCAUAAGCACAAAGCAAUAUAAAACAGGUCCUCAUCUGCUUCAAUAUCACCAUGAACAGAAAGCUGAAACUGCAGUUCCCUGAAAUGGUAGAUUCUGAUUGUCAAAGAUAUGCUUUUUCUCAUUAUAUCUUUGUCUCUUUUCCUGAAAUUGUAAUUUCUGCGAAGUCUAUUGAGCAGCUUGACAUUGAUAUGAGAAGGAUGAUUGAAGAGCAAAUUCAGGGUUAUACUGAGCCAUUAUCGGAGAAGCUUCUUCCGGAUUUACCCCCUCAAGAACAGAAUGUACUUACUCUUGUUCUUGACAUCAACGAGACUCUAGUACACUCAGAUCGGAAGCGUGAGAGGGGUUGGAGAACAUUUAAAAGGCCUGGUGUUGAUGCUUUCUUGGAACACCUUGUUAGAUUCUAUGAAAUUGUUGUCUAUUCGGAUCAACUGAGUAUGUAUGUUGAUCCUUUUGUUGAAAGACUGGAUCAGAAAGGUUGCAUUCGUUAUAGGCUGGCACGAAACGCAGCCAGAUAUCUGAAUGGAAAACAUUAUCGGCUAUGUAUAUCCUGACUCGGGAGCUGUUCUUCCUUCGCAGGAUCGAGAAUAUUUCGAGAAGCAGGCUCGGCGACAGUGAUCAUCGUUUAUUCUAUCAGUUCUCCACUUCAUUUGUCUUAGGUAGUUAUUUGAUUGAGACUUUUCCUAUAAUCACCUUUGGUUCUCCAGACUAUGAUGUAUUUUUCUUCUUUCCUACUUUGGAUAGUUGUGGACUUGUAGUAGAACUCAGUCUUUCCAGAUAUUUUUUAUCUAUCUAUUUUCUUUGUUACCUUAGUACAUGUUCUAUGAUGUAGUUUUCGCUUUAUAUAUGUAUACAGGAUGAUUUAGAGGCGUGAAUGUGACCGUAUGGUUGCAUUGCCGGCCGAGUGACGUUACAAACUAAUUACGUUUUGGAACCAGGGCGUGACAAGGUUUUUAUUGGUAUCUAGGCAAAGGUCAAGAUUUCCUUUGUGAAAAAUUUCUGUGAUUAAUUUGUCACUUUCUUCCAUCUCGAAUUUAGGAAUGAACUCCAAUCUGACAAAUUUUGCUUGCACUUCAAUAAAUGACAACUGCUAUCAUAUCCAUCAAUUAUCUUAUUGUCAAAGCUAAAAUAUUAUUCUUUCAGUCACUUGGCUCAGAGAUCUCAUCUAUUUGCGAUCUUCGUGCCUAAAUGCUAUUGGCAGGACCUGUCUAAGCUCAACAGAGAUCCUUCUCGAGUUAUUUAUAUCAGUGCACAUGCUUUAGAAAGUAGCUUUCAGCCUGAAAAUUCUGUGCCGAUUAAGCCUUGGAAGCUUGAAGAUGAUGACACUGCACUUAUUGACCUUAUUCCAUUUCUUGAAUAUGUGGCUCUCCACAGGCCUGCAGAUAUAAGACCUGUACUUGCAUCUUACCAAGGUCAUGAUAUAGCCAGGGAGUUUAUUGAGCGUUCAAAAGAGCAUCAAAAGCGGAUGCAAGAGCAGAAUCAACAUGGCCGAUUUUGGCAACGAUGAUCUUGAUUUUGUAGUGGUAGAGAAAGAAAGAUUGAAACAGUUUGGUAGUUUCUGAUUCCAACAGUUUGUGGUCUCGUACUCCUACGCAUAGGACCAAUUUUUUAAUGCAAUGAGUACUAAUAAGAGUGGGAGGGAGGCGGAAUUUUGUGUUGUUUCCACACCUUAUUACCGAGUUUUCGUUGAAUCGCAUGUUUCUCAUUUAUUGACAGCACAUUUGUUACCAUUGAUGAUUAGAUAUGACUACAUUGAUGAAUAAUGUGAUCGUUUGAAUGUUUUUUUUUUCUA
Asparagus officinalis (garden asparagus) is the source of this 2201-nucleotide messenger RNA. RefSeq names its product mitochondrial import inner membrane translocase subunit TIM50-like. The record is from RefSeq and is a predicted model, not a curated record. The transcript is spliced from 7 exons. Gene Ontology annotation, molecular function: phosphoprotein phosphatase activity. NCBI's taxonomy places the organism in Eukaryota, Viridiplantae, Streptophyta, Magnoliopsida, Asparagales, Asparagaceae. The coding region runs from base 463 to 963 and encodes 166 amino acids.